Microcebus murinus (gray mouse lemur) is the source of this 7406-nucleotide messenger RNA. It is a transcript of the gene RNF43, whose product is annotated as ring finger protein 43. Lineage: Eukaryota; Metazoa; Chordata; Mammalia; Primates; Cheirogaleidae. The record is from RefSeq and is a predicted model, not a curated record.
AUCAGUAGGUUCCACUUCCAUGGAUUCAAUUAAUCUUGAAUUUCAAAAAUUCAGAAAAAAACAAUCCCACAAAGUUCCAAAUAGUGAAACUUGAUUAUUCUUCAUGCUGAGUACUCUGUUGAAUCUAUGCAAAUUAAGCAAUGUAUUAGCUAUUAUAAGUAAUCUAGAGAUGAUUUAAAGCACACAGAAGGAUGUGCAUAGGUCAUAUGCAAAUACUUUGCUAUUUUAUCAAAGGACUUGAGCAUUUGUGAAUUUUGAUAUUCUUGGGGGUGCACUGGAACCAGUCCCCUGCAGAUACUGAGGGAUGACUGUACCUGCAUUAUGUUUUAAAGGUCCAAACAAGAGAAAAAUUGCUAAAUUAAGAAUUAGAAUUUAUUUCUGUUUUAGGUUAUUAGAUCUAACAUUCUGAAACUAUUCUUAUAAACCUUACCUAUAGGGGAAAAAUGUUUAGAGUGAAUAGGCCACUAAUACUUUUUGCUUUCAGAGGCAUUAUGUCAUUUGAUAUUUACAGCAAACCUACAAUUACUAUCAUUGACAUUUUACAGAUGAUCAAACAGAGGUUCAUUUUUACAUGAAGUAAAAAAAAAAAAAACCACAUAAAAUUGACCAUCAUAACCAGCUUAAGUGUACACUUCAGUAGAUUUAACAAUAUUCACGUUGUUUAUCAUUUGUAUAAUUUUGAAAGUUUAUGGCAGCAUUUCAAAAAUAAAAUGGCCACAGUCAGAUGUAAUCUGGUAACCAAUCUGAAAAUUCAAAUAUUAUAAACGUUUUAUAAACUUGCAUUAUUUCUAAUGACAAGGUAUAGUUUAUGAAUGUGGUAAUCAGCCAAAAAUGACUUUUCCCUUUACACUCUUCUCAUUAAGCAUAUUUUGCCCCUUUGCUUGUAUUUAUGACAUAGACUUACUUGUAGUCUCACAUUGAGGGCAUAGGUCUGCUCCAUAGCAUUAUUUCACCUCCCAAAGAUGUGAAAAAAUAACAGUUGGAUUCCAGACCUCUGACAUCAACCUGAUAUGAAAGCUCCAUACAGGCACAUUUUAGACAGAGCUACUGAAUUUAAAUUAGUAAGAGCUAAAGAAAAGCUAUACAUAAAAUGAACAGAGCCCUUCCAAGGGUAGCAGACAUAAGCUGCAAUAAAUCAGUAAGUGCUAUAGCACAGGAUCACUUUAUUCUGGCUUUGUGCUAUUUAUAGAUAAACCCAGAAAAAGCAGAAAUCCAUUUGAACUUAAUAUUUGCAAAACCUUGUAUCUAUUCUUUUAUCUUCUAGAUUUCCUUUAUUUUUUCUGUUUAUUUCCUCAUACCAUCAUCUAUGCUCUGUUGGGUGCAGAAUCUGCUUAGAUAUGUUUGAGUGGCCCUGAUUUACAUGUGGUAGCUUGCUUACCCAGAGAAAGGUAUUGAGGAGUGAAUUGGAUGCAGUUUGGCUGUGGCUCAAUAGAGGGAGUAGAGGAGCUGAGCCAGAGCGAGCGAAAGAACGUGUCUGGUUAAGUAAGUGUGUGUGCGCACCAGGAGGAGGAGGGGCGGGCUGGGGGGUGGUUGCCUCCAGCUGCUCCACCCUCACUUUGUCAGCAGGUAGAGAGCGUGAUUGCAGUCCCAGGGGAGGGAGUCAGAGCUAGAACGCCAAUUACAAACCACAGGCUUCCUGCUCUAGGGAGUUGAUCCAGAAUUGUCUUUCUGGAAGGGAAGCACUCGAAUCCUUCGGAACUUUCCAAGUCCAUCCAUGAUUGAGAGAUUAUUGCCUUCUCCCUCUGGGUUUUCUGUGUUUCUGGUAGUGAAUUGUUGCUGAUGUAUUUGCUACUUUGCUUCUUUUCUCUUUCAAGAUUUGAUCAUUUUAUAUGCUGUUCGGAGAGAAAAAGAACCUUUGUUAGAAAGGAGAUUUCAGAAAUGAUUUUGGAUCUUCUCUAAGUGUUUUUAGAGUUCUUGGGGACAGUAGCCCUCAUCCUGGAGUAAGUUUCUGCCUUUGACCUGCAUGGAUUAUUUUUUCAGGCUGCGGAAUUUCUCGGCACCUACCUGUAGUGUGGGGCGCUUGGUUUGGUUGCAGAGUAAGAAGGUGGAAGAAUGAGCUGUACUUGGUUAAGCAGUUGAAACGUUUUUUGAGCAGGAUCUAUAAAAAAAAGCAUAAUUGAAUUUGUUUCACCCCCGUGGAUUCCAGUGGGCCCGACAGCGCAACAGGUUUGCAGAUUUCGUUUGAAAUUCUUUUUUUUCCCCUCCCUCUGCCUCGGCAAAAGAAAAGAAACUAUAUAACAGGUUCAUGUUCAAUUGCUUGGCUUUUCAGCACUUAUUCUGAAGACUUUCUAAGAUCUUUAAACUUGACCUCAGAACACAGCGGGCAGUGUGGCUGAAGUGCAUUUAUACUUACUUAAGGGUGUACAUUUUAAAAGCUUAAUCUUUGUUUGUACAAAGACCCGAAUUCUCAUAUGUGUCUAGAAAUACCACAGGUCUGCUCUACUCAGGCUUAUUUGUAUUUUUUCAGGGUGUUCUACUUAGAGCCUGUGACUGAUCACCUCACUGCUCCCCCUAUCUUUUAUUCCCCACCCCCUCAAGGAAUUUGAAAACGUGUUAGGAACAGUCCUUUGUUUUUCUUAUGAGCUUAGAAAACUUCAGAUUAUAAGAUCUGGACAUUAAAGUACUUUCCAAAAGCAUCUCAUGGGAAAUCAAAGUGCUUGGCAUUCACAAGCUGGAGAAUAAAAUCUGGAAUUCCUAAGAGAGAAAGGAAAAUGGAGAUUAGAAAUAUAAUUUUUAGCUGGGAAAAAUAAUUGGGAAGCUUACUUUUUCAAAUACUCUAAUUAUGACAGUUGGAAAAGGUUGUGAUACUCGGGAUUAUCCUGUAAUAUGUGAAAAUAUAUUAAAUUAGCACCUAAUUUAUAGGCAACUUUUGGUAAAACAAAAAAAUAUAGUAUGUCUGAGUUUAUGAAAAGUAUGUAAAUUCAGUGGGCCUAGAACUUUGGCUACACCGAAAUACAGUUUAAUGUGGCAGCUUUUCUAAAUACAUGAUGUACCAUCUUUGGACAUCCUCAAGGUGUGGCCUGAAAUUUUUAUUACGGUCCUCCUUUUCCUCCAUGAAAAAAAAUUCUCCCUGUGGUCUUUAGUCAUUUACCAUUGAGAAAUUUUGUGGUGGCUUAAAAAGGGCCAUCUCUUCAUUUUCUGAGCUGGAGUUCUUCACUCUCAACUUUUGAUGCAUGGUCUUAGCUGUUUACUUUGCCUUGUUUUGUUCAUGGACAUUGGGUUUAGUGCCUGGCAGCUUGAUGCAUAUGGAAGAGCAACACCAAGUGAGCUGACAUAAUAAAAAUUCACGAUGUGACAUUCAAUCUCAAGCAAAGCUGGAAAUUCCAAAGAGAAGUGGUGAUAUCUUUACUGGUCAGAGUGAAGAUGGGAGAAAAUGACAUACCUACAGCAGAAGUUGGCUGAAAACUGCCUCUUCUAUGCUCAAUCAGGAAUGCCACCUGUUCUUGGGAAUAUACUUUAGAAAAACAAAGGGCCAAAACUACAACCUGGCUUUCUGAAACUGAAGCGUAAAUUCUCUUUUCCUCCAUUUGUCUGGAUCUGAGAACCUGCAUUUGGUAUUAGCUAGUGGAAGAAGUAUGUAUGGCCAAAGUGCAUUGCUGCAGCUGGUAGCAUGAGUGGUGGCCACCAGCUGCAGCUGGCUGCCCUCUGGCCCUGGCUGCUGAUGGCUACCCUGCAGGCAGGCUUUGGACGCACAGGACUGGUCCUGGCAGCAGCGGUGGAGUCUGAAAGAUCAGCAGAGCAAAAAGCUAUUAUCAGAGUGAUCCCCUUGAAAAUGGACCCCACGGGAAAACUGAAUCUCACUUUGGAAGGUGUGUUUGCUGGUGUUGCUGAGAUAACUCCAGCAGAAGGAAAAUUAAUGCAGUCCCACCCUCUGUACCUGUGCAAUGCCAGUGAUGACGACAAUCUGGAGCCUGGAUUCAUCAGCAUCGUCAAGCUGGAGAGUCCCCGACGGGCCCCCCGCCCCUGCCUGUCACUGGCCAGCAAGGCGCGGAUGGCGGGCGAGCGAGGAGCCAGUGCUGUCCUCUUCGACAUCACUGAGGAUCGUGCUGCCGCUGAGCAGCUGCAGCAGCCCCUGGGGCUGACCUGGCCAGUGGUGCUGAUCUGGGGUAAUGACGCUGAGAAGCUGAUGGAGUUUGUGUACAAGAACCGAAAGGCGCACGUGAGGAUUGAGCUGAAGGAGCCCCCAGCCUGGCCGGAUUAUGACGUGUGGAUCCUCCUGACGGUGGUGGGCACCAUCUUCGUGGUCAUCCUGGCCUCGGUGCUGCGCAUCCGGUGCCGCUCCUGCCACAGCAGGCCGGAUCCCCUGCAGCAGCGAACAGCCUGGGCCAUCAGCCAGCUGGCCACCAGGAGGUACCAGGCCAGCUGCAGGAGGGCCCAGGUGGACUGGCCAGACUCAGGUAGCAGCUGCAGCUCCGCCCCCGUGUGUGCCAUCUGCCUGGAGGAGUUCUCUGAGGGGCAGGAACUACGGGUCAUUUCCUGCCUCCAUGAGUUCCAUCGUACCUGCGUGGACCCCUGGCUACAUCAGCACCGGACUUGCCCCCUCUGCAUGUUCAACAUCGUAGAAGGAGAUUCAUUUUCUCAGUCCCUGGGACCCUCUCGAUCUUACCAAGAACCAGGCCGGAGACUGCACCUCAUUCGCCAGCAUCCCGGCCAUGCCCACUACCACCUUCCUGCUGCCUACCUGUUGGGCCCUUCCCGGAAUGUAGUGGCUCGGCCCCCACGACCUGGUCCCUACCUACCAUCCCAGGAGCCAGGUGUGGGCACUCGGCACCACCGCCUCCCGAGAGCUGCGCAUCCCCGGGCCCCAGGCGAGCAGCAGCGCCUGGCGAUGGCCCAGCACCCCUAUGCACAGGGCUGGGGGCCGAGUCGCCUCCGCUGCACCUCCCAGCACCCAGCGGCUUGCCCAGGGCCCCUGCGCCGGGCCAGACCUCACGACAGCAGUGGAUCUGGAGAAAGCUAUUGCACGGAACGCAGUGGAUACCUGGCAGACGGGCCAGCCAGUGACUCCAGCUCAGGGCCCUGUCAUGGCUCUUCCAGUGACUCAGUGGUCAACUGCACAGACAUCAGCCUGCAGGGCAUCCACGGCAGCAGCUCCACUUUCCGCAGCUCCCUGAGCAGUGACUUUGACCCCCUGGUGUACUGCAGCCCUGAAGGGGAUCCCCAGGGGGAGGAGGUGCAGCCUAGCGUAACCUCUCGGCCCCGUUCCUUGGACUCAGUGGUGCCCACGGGGGAAACUGAGGUUUCCAGCCAUGUCCACUACCACCGCCACCGGCACCACCACUACAAAAAGCGGUUCCAGUGGCAUGGCAGGAAGCCUGGCCCAGAAACUGGGGUCCUGCAGUCCAGGUCUGCUGUUCUUCGGACACAGCCCCAGCCAGAGCCACCGUCUCCUGAUCCGCAAGUCAUCAGAUCCGGCCCAGCAGCCCCUUCGGGGCAGCUCCCCAACCCACAGAGGCCCAGGGCCCUCCCUGAGCCUGCCCCUGGCCCUGCUGAAGCCUCCAGCCCCUGCUCCAGUCCCAGCCGUCUCUUCAACUUACAGAAGUCCAGCCUCUCUACCCGACACCCGCAGAGGAAACGGCGGGGCGGUCUCUCAGAGCCCACCCCAGCCUCUCAGCCCCAGGACUUGACUGUGCACCCAGCUUGCCAGAUUUUUCCCCAUUAUAGCCCCAGCCUGGCAUAUUCCUGGUCCCCAGAGGCCCACCCAUUGAUCUUCGGACCUCCAGGCCUGGACAGGAGGCUGCUUCCAGAAACUCCAGGCCCCUGUUACUCAAAUUCACAGCCAGUGUGGCUGUGUCUGACUCCACGCAGGCCCCUGGGACCACACCCGCCUGGGGAGGGGCCUUCUGAAUGGAGUUCUGACAACACAGCGGGCAGUCCAUGCCCUUACCCACACUGCCAGGUGCCGCCAGCCCAGCCUGGCUCAGAGGAGGAGCUCGAGGAGCUGUGUGAACAAGCUGUGUGAGAUGCUCAAGCCAAGCUCCAACCAAGAGUGUGCUCUGGAUGACUUUGGGCCCUACCUGGCACAGAGUCCUGCUCCUGGGAGAAGAAAGGACCUUGGCAAACACCUGUCUUUUUGCCACACUUUCUGGAAGCACUGGAAGAGGAGCAGUGAUGGUGGGGAGCAGGAGGUGCUGUUUCCUGCUCCCAGCUCUAGACCUUGUCUGCAGAACACAUCUGCAGUGCAACAAGUCUGUAUCCAGCCAGGCAACCAGCUACUGCCUGUGUGCACGUGUAGGCUGGAUCCCUUGAAGGCUGAGUUUUUUGAGGGCAGAAAGCUUUUUAUGGGGAACUGGGUAUUACAGAGGUGCUGCUCUUUCCCCCAGCCCUACUAGGUCUCCCUUGCACCAGACCUCAUGUUGAUACCAGCCAAUGGGUUCAGCGGAAUGAAUGAUCCCUUAACACCUCCUUCCUUAGCUGAGCUCUGCACACCAGCUUUGGCCCCUCCACGGUAAAGCUGCUACAUCAGGGGCAGCUCAGCUUUAUCAUUUUCCUUCUUUGCCAAAAGGACCAGGAGCAUAGGUGAGCCCUGAGCCCUAAAUAGAGGGAUCUUUGAAGCUUUUUCAGGCAGUACCUUCCCUGGUGCAUAAUGGAGGAUAUUUCCCCCUUCUUGUCUUUAAAUGGUUCUUAAAUUUCAGAGCCACUAUAUUAAGUCAGAGUGGAGGCUCUGGGAAGCCAAGGUGUGGAGUUCUAUCCCCGAGGUGGAUCUAGCACCUUGAAGAACCUAGGAUGAAGCCACUGAUCUUCAAACUCGCUUGUGACUCCAGCAGCCCCAGUUCCUCUGGAGGUUCAGAGUGAGAAUAGUGGGUAAACUAUCCCCGUGAAGGUCUCCUGUCUCAAAGUCCUGACUUUCUGCUGGACUUCAUCUGGGAAGUGGGAAGAUGAAAUGAAGGUAGAAAAGGCAGAAUUACAGCUGAAUGGGGACAACAGAGUUCUUCUCUAGGAGAAGUUUUGCCUCAGAGCAGAGAUGGAGAACAAAGGGGAACGAAGGAAAAACAAAGUGUGACCCUUGGGUCUGGAGGGCCCAGAAGCCCAACUUCCCAGUAUAAGCCAUACAGGCCGGGGACCCACACGAAGGUGUGCAUGCAAGAGUGUAGUUGGAGCAGGAAGUCUGGGCCGAGCAGCUUAUACCGAGUGGGCAAGGGCUGAGGGGCCUCCAAGGGGUGACAUUCACCCCAGGGCAGCCCGACCAUUGCUGGCCCCUCAGGCAUUAUCCCAUUUGGAAUGUGAAUGUGGAGGCAAAGUGGGCACAGCACCCCACUUGGGAAUCUUCUUCCCUCAGGCGGUGGGGAGAAUAGCACCUAAGCACCCACAUGGGUAUUUAUAUCUGAAGCAGACAGAAAGACGCUUGAAUCAGGCACUAUGUUGAAAAAUGUAUUUAUUUGCUAAUAUAUUUAUCCAUAAAUGCA